Messenger RNA from Cyprinodon tularosa, 1213 nucleotides. RefSeq names its product sushi, nidogen and EGF-like domain-containing protein 1. The transcript has 17 exons. The coding region runs from base 104 to 1213 and encodes 369 amino acids. Lineage: Eukaryota; Metazoa; Chordata; Actinopteri; Cyprinodontiformes; Cyprinodontidae. Gene Ontology annotation, biological process: cell-matrix adhesion. The record is from RefSeq and is a predicted model, not a curated record.
GCCAGCUAUCACUCUAUAAAGCCUUGCAGCACCGUUCUGUCGUUCAACAUACGUACACACCAGAGAGGCACAUAAAAAAGGUUUGACUUUAGAAUUUUGCAAAAUGGAGGGCAGAAUCAUACUGCCUUUACUGCUUCUGUCAAUUAUAGGUGAAAUGACAGCUCAGACUUCAGGAGGAAUGACAACUCAAAACCCAGGUGAAAUGACAACUCAAAGCACAGGAAACAUAACUUCAAUGCCGGGUGAAAUGACAACUCCUAAUACAGGUGAAAUGACAGCUCAGACUUCAGGAGGAAUGACAACUCAAAACCCAGGUGAAAUGACAACUCAAAGCACAGGAAACAUAACUUCAAUGCCGGGUGAAAUGACAACUCCUAAUACAGAGGAAGACCAUCCAGGUGAUGUCUGUUUAGGACCCCUUUACCCAAUUGGAGGAACAACAAGCUCUCGAGAAGAUGAUGGAAGCUCGACAGGAAUUUCACUCCUUCCAGCUUUUAACUAUUUUGGCAAAUCCUACUCUCAGAUUUAUGUAAACCAUAAUGGACAUCUGUCAUUUGAAGAACCAUGGGGUAGUUUCUUCCCCCAACGUUUUCCAAUGUAUGGAUGUAGAGACAUCAUUGCUCCUUACUGGACUGACUUAGACAAUAGUAGAAGUGGUAACAUCUGCUAUGUUCAGUAUACCAACGGCUCUAUUCUCCAACAAGUUACCCAGGACAUCAACUCUUACUUCCCACAAAUUAACUUUUAUGCCACCUGGAUCUUUAUUGCAACAUGGCAUAAAGUUCCCUAUUUUUCAAUGCCUAAAACGCAAACAACCUUUCAGACAGUAUUGGCUUCCGAUGGGAAUUACUCAUUUGUGAUACUGAAUUAUGGUUCCCUAGCAUCCAAACCAGGCUCUGUAGAGGCUGGGUAUGACACAGUCUAUUCCUGUCACCACUUCACCAUCCUUGGAUCAUUGUCUAAUAGCACAAACUCAAAAAUCACACUUUUAAGUCAUGAAAGUAACGUCAAUGUAUCCGGUCGCUGGGCUUUCCGUGUCGAUAAUGGUUCAAGGGACUGCAAUGGACCCCUCUAUCCAAUUGGUGGAAAAACAAGCUCUCAAGAGGAUGAUGGAAGAUCCACGCCAAUUUCACUCCUUCAACCCUUUAACUAUUUUGGCAAAUUCUACUCUCAGAUAUAUGUAAGUUCAGAUUAUUUCUUAGACUCAAAGUAA